AUGCUGUACACUUUAGCAGGAGGGGGCACACUCUGUGGUGUGGCCGCCCUCGUGCUCCUCAUAGUCUCCACGGCGACCGACUUCUGGAUGCAGUACCGCUACUCGGGCGCCUCGGCCAACCAGGGCCUCUGGAGGUUUUGCAUCAAUCACAAGUGCCAUGCCCACACCAUCACUGUGGGUGAGUAGUAGAGUGCACAAUCUACCUUCAACUAAUAAUUUAGGAUCCGCUCUAUAUGAAUUUGUUUUACUUUGAGGUGAUUAUGGCAUGCAAAUAAGAGCAUGCUACCUGGGGUCCAUUGAUUCUCAGUGGUUUUUCGUUGUCAAUGCUAAUGUGGCUAAUGCAGAUAGUGGCUAUGGUUAUGUAUACAUAACACCAUUUUUCUUGGCCCAUAAACUACUUUCAAGGUAAGGAACCUACAAGUCAUUUUGUAUUUUGGGUGAACUACCCCUUUAACCUCAACUCCUGUGAUCAAGAGCCAUAUAUUUAGAAUAUAUGGCUCUGUUUUUGGCCUAACCACUAAAACUGACCCUGAAUGAUAACGACUACGAAUAGCCUAUAGAGAAACUAUAAGGUGAGUAAGUUCUAGUUACUCAAAACUGCUAACUAUUUGGAUUUUAUUAAUCAAACAUAACUACAAUACACAUGUAGGCCUACAUACUAACAUAUAAAUAAAACACUUUUGAUAGCUACACAGAAGGAGAUUACGUACCGAUGUUAAUACACUUACAGUGUAUUCAGAAAGUAUUCAGACUUUUGUUACGUUACAGCCUUAUUCUAAAAUUGAUUACAUUGUUUUUUCCCCUUCAUCAAUCAACACACAAUACCCAUAUUGACAAAGCAAAAACAGGUUUUUAGAAACUGAAAUAUCACAUUUACAUAAGUAAUCAGACCCUUUACUUUGUUGAAGCACCUUUGGCAGCAAUUGCAGCCUAGAGUCUUCUUGGGUAUGAUGCUACAAGCUUGGCACACCUGUAUUUGAGGAGUUUCUCCCAUUCUUCUCUGCAUGUCCUCUCAAGCUCUGUCAGGUUGGAUGGGGAGUGUCGCUGAACAGCUAUUUUCUGGUCUCUCCAGAGAUGUUCGACCAGGUUCAAGUCUGGGCUCUGGCUGGGCCACUUAAGGACAUUCAGAGACUUGUCCCGAAGCCACUCCUGCAUUGUCUUGGCUGUGUGCUUAGGGUCAUUGUCCUGUUGGAAGGUGAACCUUCGCCCCAGUCUGAGGUUCUGAGUGCUCUGGAGCAGGUUUCAUCAAGGAUCUCUCUGUACUUUGCUCCGUUCAUCUUUCCCUUGAUCCUGACUAGUCUCCCAGUCCCUGCCACUGAAAAACAUCCCCACAGCAUGAUGCUGCCACCACCAUGCUUCACCGUAUGGAUGGUGCCAGGUUUCCUCCAGACAUGACGCUUGGCAUUCAGGCCAAAGAGUUCAAUCUUGGUUUCAUCAGACCAGAUAAUCUUGUUUCUCAUUGUCUGAGAGUCCUUUAGGUGCCGUUUGGCAAACUCCAAGCGGGCAGUCAUGUGCCUUUUACUGAGGAGUGGCUUCUGUCUGGCCACUCUACUAUAAAGGCCUGAUUGGUGGAGUGCUGCAGAGAUGGUUGUCCUUCUGGAAGGUCUCCCAUCUCCACAGAGGAGGGCUCUGUCAGAGUAACCAUUGGGUUCUUGGUCACCUCCCUGACCAAGACUUCUCCCCCGAUUGCUCAGUUCGGCCAGGCAGCCAGCUCUAGGAAGAGUCUUGGUGGUUCCAAACUUCUUCCAUUUAAGAAUGAUGGAGGCCACUAUGUUCUUGGGGACCUUCAAUGCUGCAGAAAUGUUUUCGUACCCUACCCCUGAUCUGUGCCUCGACACAAUCCUGUCACUGACCUAACCCUACGGACAAUUCCUUCGACCUCAUGGCUUGGUUUUUGUUCUGACAUGUACUGUCAACUGUGGGACCUUAUAUAAACAGGUGUGUGCCUUUCCAAAUAAUGUCCAAUCAAUUGAAUUUACCACAGGUGAACUCCAAUCAAGUUGUAGAUACAUCUCAAGGAUGAUCAAUGGAAACAGGAUGCACCUGAGCUCAUUUUCGAGUCUCAUAGCAAAGGGUUUGAAUACUUAUGUAAAUAAGGUAUAUCAUUGUAUUUUUCAAUAUAAAUUUGCUAAAAAAUCAAAACCUGUUUUCGCUUUGUCAUUAUGGGGUAUUGUGUAUAGAUUGAUGAGGGAAAAAAUUAAUUUAAUCCAUUUUAGAAUAAGGCUGUAAUGUAACAAAAUGUGGAAAAAGUAAAGGGGUCUGAAUACUUUCCGAAUGCACUGUAUAUGAUGUUGUCCUCUCUGCACAGCCUUCUGGGAUGCGACGAGGGCCUUCAUGCUGCUGUCCGUGCUGAGCUGCUUCGCUGGCGUGGUGCUGGGCCUGAGCGCCUUCGCCAAUGGCACCAAGAGCAGGAGGGUCCGGAUGGGGGGCAUCGCUCUGCUCCUGUCAGGUAAACACCAGGGGCCGUAUUCAUAAAGCGUCGCAGAGUAGGAGUGCUGAUAUAGCAUCUGUUUAGGAUUUUAGAUCACAAUGAAUAACAUUACAUGGACAUGGGGGACCUGAUCCUAGAUCAGCAUCUACUCUGAGAUGCUUUAUGGAUACCGACCCUUAUGUGAAAAGACAGAAAAGGUGAAAGCAUGUAAGGCCAACAGGGGGUUUGCUUUGACCUGUCCAGUUCCUUCAAGGAGAGGACACCAGUUUAGACUAUGCAAGUAGAAAGUAUAGCAUAGUGGACCAGUCAGGAAAAAAAUAAUCAGGAAUUACAUUUUGUAGAUUUGUAUAGACAUCACCAUUCUUAAAUAAAAAACUUGUGUCUUGGCCACAUCAACAUCUUUCUCUCUUUUCCCCCACCACAUUUUCUUUUAUCCCUCAGGUUUUCUUGCUCUGUUAGCUCUGGCCAUCUACACUGGCGUGACUGUCAACUUUUUUGGCAAGCGCUUCCUUGAUUGGCGCUUCUCCUGGUCCUACAUCUUAGGUUGGGUGGCCAUCAUCUUAUCUUUCGUUGCU
Messenger RNA from Coregonus sp. 'balchen', 3006 nucleotides. Lineage: Eukaryota; Metazoa; Chordata; Actinopteri; Salmoniformes; Salmonidae. The record is from the annotation of a GenBank genome assembly.